AUGGACUCUACUUACCAAAGUGCAUUUUUAUCAGCCCCAUUUAGCUUUCUGCACCCACAAAGCGUCUUUGCCAGCAUCGCAGAGGGAAGAGACAACCAGCCUCAAAACAUCUUCUCAGGACUUCAAGAUCACUUCAAAGCUUGGACAUAUGAGGAUUGUGAGAACAACAGAAAUUAUGAAGACAAUUGUUACAAGUCGGUUUCAAAUUAUGGUCGGAACACUCAGGCUUGGGAGUAUCCCAAACAAGGACCCAACAGCAUCGAGACUAAGACUCAAAGAAGUCUAUCUCAAAGCUGUACUUUAGUAGCAAGCUCUGAUGCUAUUUGGCUUCAGAGUGCAAAGUCUUUGGGAUCUCGUGACUCUACUCAGAUAGAUUCUGGAAUCCAUGAAUCACUCCCAUCUGAGCUUACUUGUAUUGAAGUCAGCUCAGGAGCAAUGAGGAAAUCUACUCUCAGAAGGAUAAGAAAGUUCUUCAGAAAUUUGUUCAAGACCAACAACAGAGAUCUUGUGUCCAAGAGGUAUUCCAACUGCAAGAUAAGCCACCUGUAUGAAAGACUCAGGAAGACUCUGACUAGGAUUCUCCCAGAAGAAGUGGUGACCAAAGAAAUGAUUUAUUUCACUAUGGGACUCAUCAACAUCAAGAAAAUAUCUGAAUUGCCUUGAUCCUUAGCUACAAAGUCAGAAGUAUCCGCCUUCUUAGCUAGCACUCGUAUUUUCUCAUACAAGAAGCUCAGAAAAGCAUUGGAAUCGCCAACUUGCAGAGCUCUGUGCUGGUGCUUUGUGAACAACUCAGAAGACCCCAAAGUAGGGUUCCUAACUGAAGUCCUACAGGAGUUCAGCUCUGACCAAUAA
This is a messenger RNA of Moneuplotes crassus, 852 nucleotides long. NCBI's taxonomy places the organism in Eukaryota, Ciliophora, Spirotrichea, Euplotida, Euplotidae. The record is from the annotation of a GenBank genome assembly.